AAAUGAUCAGCUACAUACUCUGCUGGAGGCACCGACUCGCAAGCAAAGCUCCAUCUCCCAACACACGAGAAGUAGAGCGCGCGAGGGAGAGAACAUGUCAACCCAAGAAACAGGCAACAUCCCGCUUUCGCACGCCCCGGACGGGACCGGAUACAAACUCAUGGAGCUGCCGCCCGAGCUGCUCGAGCUGCUCGAAAGCCAAGACCCUCCCACUCUCACCUUGCACCCGUCACCGACCGCUGCCCUCCUCAAGACCCCGUCCAGCACCUACUCUCUCCGCCAAAAAAAUACCUCCAACGCCCUCAUCCUGUUGGCGCCCUCCAGCGCCAGCAGCGGCGGCGAGAGUGCCGACGACGGGCGCCCUCCGGCAGCGGUCGGAUUGAACGCCAUCGCCACCCUCCACGAGACCAUCGAGCUCGUGCCCGAGGAGGGCAACACGGCCACGCCGGCGCCCAAGGCGAGGGGAAAGUGGCAUGAGAAGUUUGGCCGGGGUCGCUGACUGACUCUUUGCUUGAAACUAUGCUACUACUCACCUCGCGGACACUGCGAGGCGGGACGGGGAUUGUUGAAUCGACUUAAUUACGAUUACGAUGGUAGUUCAUUUCAUGCAUUGGCUUAUCAUAGCAUACGACAUAUCGCCACGAACUGCACCAUCAUCACAGGUCAUCUGCAUAUUUAUAUCGUGAAAAUUCCAGUCAAUCUCACACUGCGCGAGACUCUGCGAUCCCUGUUGCUAAUUACCCUACCACCCGUCGCAUCCUCUUAUAACUUUGGCCUACCAGUUAGGCCGCCGAAUACGUGUGAAUGCGAACGCCCCAUCCCCC
This is a messenger RNA of Thermothelomyces thermophilus ATCC 42464, 824 nucleotides long. RefSeq lists its product as uncharacterized. Gene Ontology annotation, biological process: mitotic sister chromatid cohesion. The transcript has 3 exons. Lineage: Eukaryota; Fungi; Ascomycota; Sordariomycetes; Sordariales; Chaetomiaceae. Gene Ontology annotation, cellular component: Ctf18 RFC-like complex. Bases 95 to 499 code for a protein of 134 amino acids. The record is from RefSeq and is a predicted model, not a curated record.